Molecule: messenger RNA, 501 nt
Organism: Argentina anserina (silverweed cinquefoil)
Lineage: Eukaryota; Viridiplantae; Streptophyta; Magnoliopsida; Rosales; Rosaceae
Exons: 1
Coding region: 1-351 (116 amino acids)
Source: RefSeq, a predicted model, not a curated record
AUGCUCCCUUCUCUCUUCACCUCCACCCUCACGCGUCUCACGCCCCGCCUACCGGUCCUAGUCUUCGCAGCCACGUGGACCGCUUGCCUCACUCUCACGGUGGCUCUGGCCUCUUUCUCUCCUGAGGUUGCGUUUGUCUCGGCCAUUUCUUCGUCUUCCUCGUGCGGCUCGGAAGCGUCGAUAAGGGUUCUGGCCGACGUUCCCGGAGAUGUUAUCUGCUUGCCGUCUCACCUGUUCAGUAAGUCCAAGAUUGAUUUCAUCGUGCCUCCAGUUUUCGCGGCGGUCGUGGUAGCCGGCUCGGCGUUCCUAGUCCGGGCCCUUGGCUUGUGGGAGGCAGACGAAGCCCAUUGAGACUUGCUUUCCUUCCCGCCGAAUACUGCUUGUAGCAAGAAAUGAUUAGCAAUUAAUUGUAAAGAAUUUUUUACAUGCAUAUUUAGACUAUCAGUUAUAAACAUCGCAGUUUUCAAAUGUUUGUAGAGAGGAAUUGGUGAUUUUUACUAG